Molecule: messenger RNA, 273 nt
Organism: Protopolystoma xenopodis
Lineage: Eukaryota; Metazoa; Platyhelminthes; Monogenea; Polystomatidea; Polystomatidae
Source: the annotation of a GenBank genome assembly
AUUCAACUUACCUAUGCCAUUCGUCUCUUUUGGGUUCCUCCACCGGCCGCCCAACCAUCAUUGCAUGCUUCAACUUUCAAAAAUAAUAUCGGGCAAGCAAAAAUCGAAGAUGAUUCAAGCGUCGCUCCGGAUCUUCUCUUGAGCCAAAUUGCCCAGUUUCAGGAAGACAGUGAAUUGACCUGCCUUAAGCAGGCAUUCAUCUCUUGGUACCGAUCCAAGCUUGUUUCCAAGGCAGAGACAUUUUUGUCUACUUCAAAAGAGGAGGAGAGAUAG